GUGUGAACGGGCUCAGACGUCGGCUCUGUUCGUCCCGUGUUAAAGAAAACAAAGAAGCACGGCUCGGGUUUGUUUCCGACCUCAACCAGCGGGAUAUUCAACGGGCACGUUGGCUCUCUAUUGUCCCCGGUGCUGAGUGUGUGAGUGAAGCACUGACAGGCGGCUUUUUCUUUUUCUGUGCGGCAUGUGAUACAGACAAGAGGCUGAGGCGUGUUCGUGUCUCACGGAUGUUACCGGGAAAAGAAGAAGAAGAAGAAGAAGGAGCUUCACUGGGUUUUCUGUCGACACUGGAUGUGAGUCUGUAUCUGGGCUUCAGCAGGACAUGACUGAGCAGAGCCGCUGCUGCUGCUGCUGGAUUUUAAGGGGCUCUUGUUUGCUAGCUGUUGAAUGGCAAACACCUCAAAGAAGAUGAACAACGAGCCCGGAGCUCAGUAGUUUCAUUUGGAUGCUGAGCGACUUCUCUCGUCCCAAACCCUUUUAAUUCCAGUCAAGUGGAGGCUAACGGGGGGUUGAAACACAGCGAAGCAGCGCAGGGAGGAUCGGUUCAGGCGCGGCCAGCCGAGCCAACAAUGCGGAUUACCUCCUGACUUGUUUGCCUUUUGUGUCAAUAGACUGUCCAUAUAAAGUUGAGAUAAGACUCGCAGGGACGAUAAGCCAGGCCUCUCCGCCCGAUUAUCAUUCCUACUAUUUUAUUGUCGUUCAAAGGGAGACAGCACGUCGACCUGAGGGACCACAUGUGCACACGGUGUCUGCUGUGAGAGUGGCCGGACUGAACACAGCAACAGGGACCACCAUGGCGAACGACUCUGUCCAAAGCGACCCAGGCGGGCUGUCUGUUCUGGAGCAGCUCGGUCUGGACCAGAACUCCGAUUUCUCAGACUCCAGCGUUCAGCAGCUUCUGGAUGAGCAACGCGAAAGAAUCCGCAGAGAGAUUCGCAAGGAGCUUAAGAUCAAGGAGGGAGCCGAGAACCUGCGCAGGGCGACGACGGACAAGAGGAACGCACAACAGGUGGACAGUCAGCUACGAUCCUCCAACCGCCGGCUGGACAAUCUGCACGCUCAGCUGCAGGAGCUGGAUGCUCACAUUGUGGUGAAGGGAGGAGAGGAGAAUAAAGAUGAGUGUCCUCAGUCUCCUGGGGCAGAGAGUCGUACGUCAGCCCACAAAGAACGCAUCGCAGCCCUGGAGAGACAGCUCAACAUCGAGCUCAAAGUCAAACAGGGAGUCGAGAAUAUGAUCCCCAUCUACGCCAAUGGAUCCACCAAGGAUAAGAAGAUGCUGCAGACGGCCCAGCAGAUGCUGCAGGACAGUAAGACCAAAAUCGACAUCAUCCGCAUGCAAAUCCGCAAAGCUGUCCAGGCCACCGAGCACAACGACGACACACAGGCAGGUAACCAAGACUUGUGCGGGGUGGAGCUGCGUAUUGAGGAGCUGAGGCACCACUACAGGGUGGAACACGCCGUUGCUGAAGGGGCCAAGAACGUCCUGAGGCUGCUGGGGGCCAGCAAGGUUCAGGACAAGAAGGCUCUGUCUGAGGCGCAGUCUCGUCUGAGCGAGGCGUCGCAGCGGUUGGACCUGCUGAGGGAUUCCCUGGACCAGCGUCUGGCGGAGCUGCCAGAGGACCAUCCCAAGGCCAGCGUCAUCAAAGAGGAGCUGGUCCUGGCCUCCUCACCUGCCUUCAGCUCCCGCCACGGCGCCCCCUACCUUCACAACCAGUACAGCACCCUCAACAAGCCCUCGCCUCUCACUGGUACCUUACAGGUGCAGCUGCUGGGCUGCGUUGGCUUGUUGGAGGCGGUCCCUGGUCGUAAUAAAGGAACGGCCGUCAUGCUGCCCUGCUACAGCCCCGGAGACACCAGGUCCUUCAUGAGAGGCAGCAAAGGACUCUACGGACGCAGCGGCUCUGUCAGCGGGAAGACGCCGAGCAAGACGGAAGAACUCUCCUCUGAGGUGAGUGCGGUGCUAAAGCUGGAUAACACAGUGGUUGGCCAGACAGCCUGGAGGACGGUGGGAGAACAAGCCUGGGACCAGACCUUCACCGUGGAGCUGGAGCGGUCGAGAGAGAUGGAGAUUGCUGUUUACUGGAAGGACUACCGCUCGCUGUGCGCUCUGAAGUACCUGAAGCUGGAGGAGUUCCUGGACAACCAGAAACACAGAGUUCAGCUGGAGCUGGAGCCUCAGGGCCUGCUGCUGGCCGAGGUGACCUUCUUCAACCCGGUCAUUGAGAGAGUCCCUCGUCUCCAGAGGCAGAAGAAAGUGUUUUCUAAGCAGCAAGGCAAGGCGUUCCUUCGAGCUCGACAGAUGAACGUGGAUAUCGGGACGUGGGUGAGGCUGCUGCGAAACGCCAUCCCCACCGUGAACAACUCGGGGACCUACAGCCCCCACGCACACAGCCUGACGCUCAACUCUGGGGAGAUCUCAGUGGAGAAGUUGAGUCUGGACAGCGACUCUCCCAUAAGAGGCGAUUACAAGAGAGACAUGGACACAAACACUCCGGACCGACUGCAAGUCAUCGAGCCUUUCUCCCCCCGAGACCUCACCCCCGAGUCCCCUGUCCGAACCCCAUCUGUCAGCAGCAAGCAGAAGAAAGGUCCUCUGUCCCUCCACGACUUCCGGCUGAUCGCUGUGUUGGGUAGGGGACACUUUGGGAAGGUGUUGCUGUCGGAGUACAAGAAGACGGGCACAAUGUACGCCAUCAAAGCCCUGAAGAAAGGAGAUAUCGUUGCUCGGGAUGAGGUGGAGAGUUUGAUGUGCGAGAAGCGCAUCUUUGAGAUCGUCAACAUGUCGCACCAUCCCUUCCUGGUCAACCUGUUCGCCUGUUUCCAGACACCCGAGCAUGUGUGUUUUGUCAUGGAGUACACAGCAGGAGGCGACCUGAUGAUGCACAUCCACACAGACGUCUUCACAGAGCCGCGAGCCGUGUUUUAUGCGGCCUGCGUGGUUCUUGGACUUCAGUUCCUCCAUGACCAUAAGAUUGUGUACAGAGACCUCAAGCUCGACAACCUGCUGCUAGACACAGAUGGUUAUGUGAAGAUCGCUGACUUUGGACUGUGUAAAGAAGGAAUGGGUUACGGAGAUCGAACCAGCACAUUCUGUGGGACUCCAGAGUUUUUAGCCCCAGAGGUCCUCACAGACACCUCCUACACCCGAGCGGUGGACUGGUGGGGACUGGGGGUCCUCAUCUAUGAAAUGUUGGUGGGAGAGUCUCCAUUCCCAGGGGACGAUGAAGAGGAGGUGUUUGACAGCAUUGUGAAUGAUGAAGUGCGCUACCCACGCUUCCUCUCCACCGAAGCUAUUGGCAUCAUGAGAAGGCUGUUGAGGAGGAACCCAGAGAGACGACUGGGUUCUGGUGAGAAGGAUGCAGAGGAGGUGAAGAAGCAGCCAUUUUUCAGAAAUGUGGACUGGGAGGCGCUGCUGCAAAGGAAGGUGCCCCCUCCCUUUGUCCCCUCCAUCGGCAGCAAGGAGGACGUCAGCAACUUCGACGAGGAGUUCACCACCGAACCUCCGACGCUCACGCCUCCACGAGAGCCCCGCGUUCUCUCCCGCAAAGACCAGGACAGCUUCCGGGACUUCGAUUACGUCUCUGACCUCUGCUAGUGGGCCGAAGCCCGCAGAUCUCGAUGGAAUGUUGGAUUUAACUUUUUUUUUUUGAAGGUUUCGCGACGGUUUUAGCCAGAGCGGACCGACAGCCUCUGCUGACCGUCAGCGCUCGUCUGCCGUAACUUACACUGUGAACGAAUGCAGAGGGACCGAAGACAGUCGGUCUGUGUUUUGUGUGUCUGCAGGGUUUUUAAAGAUCAUGAACUGAGGAGAAAAAAAGAAAAGCCGGGACAGAAAGUCGCUCAAUGUUCUAUCAGAUAAACAAAGGCCCCCCUCUCCAGUCAUUGUACAACACACCAGUGAGCCGUGUGUCCUGCAAACAUUCGUCUUUCCUCCCAUCCUCCCAUGUGUCAGUGCAGUCACCUGUGCAGCUGUGAGAGGAGGAGCUUGCUGUCUUUUUGUACUAUUGACUGCUUAGGGGUUGCUCAGUGGCCUCUCAUACCAAUGCCUUACAUUUGUACUUUGUAUUUGUUCCACGGAGAAGCGUUUUGUUUUUAUUUUGUGGCCCUGCGUAUACAGCGUGUGAUACCAUGCACUGCAGAAACUGUUCUAAUAAUGACAUUUAGAGGGUAUUUGUGCUCAAAGCUUUCCCAGCACUCGUAAGAUUAUGACCCUCGAUGUUGAUUCGAGGUGAAUUCUAGUUAACUAUGGGGUAAAGAACCACUGUCUGACUUCACUGCAGUGGACGUUUCUUUGGAUGUCCACCAACUACUUUUUAAAAUUGCGCUGCUUGGAUUUUAUAACAGCAGUUUGCAAAUGAGUGGUAUUUAAUGAGUCCUCUGUGCAUUACUCGAUGCAAAAUGUUGUCUUUUUAGUUGGACAUUUGGGUUUUAGAAACAGUUUUCUAUAAUCAUGUGUAGCACACACACACAAAGACGACCAUCAGCGGAAAAGCUACGUGGCAAACUGGUUAUUUCCUUUUUGUUUUAAUCGAAAAAGAAUCAAUCUGAACACUAAUCUGCGAUGUAACAGACAUCCAGUUAUCUACAUGCUACCAGAGUUUUGUGAACAUGAAGUAAGUAAUUUCCCUCCAACACAAUUGAAUUUUAAAACUCACUGACUGUAAGAAUUGUUUUAGGCCACCAACAGGUCGUCAUCCACCCGCUCAUUGAUAUCUAAGUACUUGUGGGAAACUUGGGCGGUGCCAUAAACAAACCUCAUGAGCUGCUUUUCCACCAGUAGGACCAAUUAGAGAGCUCACUACAGCGAGUUGAUCCCAGUUUUCUUGGCAAUACAUUUCUAAAUAUCAUCAGAGGACAACAGAAUGAUAAAUGUUAGAAAAACAUGAGCCAGGGGUUAAAAAAACAACUUGUGUAACACGUUCUGAGAACAGGAGGGGUUUGUUGUGACGCUGUAUGUAUGAUGGUGUGGAUUUUACUUAUCUUGUGUACGACAAUACAAAACCAUGUGAGAGUAUGAGAUGACUUAUUUUAUAAAGAAAACCUGGAGUGAA
This is a messenger RNA of Stegastes partitus (bicolor damselfish), 5051 nucleotides long. RefSeq names its product protein kinase N1a (gene pkn1a). The transcript is spliced from 23 exons. Bases 794 to 3595 code for a protein of 933 amino acids. NCBI's taxonomy places the organism in Eukaryota, Metazoa, Chordata, Actinopteri, Pomacentridae. The record is from RefSeq and is a predicted model, not a curated record. Gene Ontology annotation, molecular function: protein serine/threonine kinase activity; small GTPase binding; ATP binding. Gene Ontology annotation, biological process: signal transduction; protein phosphorylation.